Molecule: messenger RNA, 495 nt
Organism: Bipolaris sorokiniana ND90Pr
Lineage: Eukaryota; Fungi; Ascomycota; Dothideomycetes; Pleosporales; Pleosporaceae
Exons: 1
Coding region: 61-489 (142 amino acids)
Source: RefSeq, a predicted model, not a curated record
AUUCCUUUGCACAAACUGAACUAGAUAUAUCUCCAUCUCGGCACUGCAUAUCGGCCACUCAUGGCUCUGGCGAAACGUGAGCGCAGUGCUAGAACUGUGACUAAUAGUAAAAUAGGACAGUGUGCAAAAGGACUAAAGAACAUCCAUUCGGCUCAAAAAGCCAAUAGAUCUGAUGGCGACAACACAGCUGUUAACAUCAUAGAUGGGUACCACUCUAGUAGCCCCGGAUCCCGCCAUGGUAGGCAAGGAUUUAUCAUCAGUUACCCACCUGCGAAAUACCACCGCCUAGCACAUCGAGCCAUGACCGGUGCGCAGAAACAUGCAAAGCAGCAAAACCUAUACGAACAAGUUUAUUUUAUCAUCAUCACACGUGAUAACAACAAGCCAGACGCAUACGGCACAGCCUCCACCACGCCUGCCCGACACGAUGGACAGAUUUACCCCGCUCGGCACGUGAUUUUACCUCAACUCAACAACCGCUGGACAUGACUGGAG